AUGUAUUUCCAGCUCGACAGGUGUGGACGCAGCAAGCAUCGCCGUGUCACAAGUGACCGUGGAGUCAACGUCACAUCCCACAACAGCAGCUUCAACGAUCCCAAGAUGGCGUCCGUUUACAGGGGUGAAUCGCGGUUUGUCGGAGUUGUCAUCACACAUUUCAGGGAAGGGGGUGAAGGGAGAACGGUCUCUGACUUGCAAAUACUGCAUAAUGGCGAGGAGAACUUUGCCGACGUCGUCAUCAGCGUUCUAAGGCAAGCCGUAAACAACGGGCUGCAAGUGGGAGAAAACAGAGUGAUGGGAUUUGAACUGAAAGGGUUUCCCGGCUGUCACGUUCGCCACUCGACCUUCCCAGCUGACAACUUUGCUAUCUACGACAACCGCUGUCACUGGUUCUCAAGUGCCUCUGACACAACUGACUACAGGGCUGCGGAGAGAUUCUGUAACACUCACGGAGGGAGGCUGGUCACAGUCAAGGACUCUGCCAAGCAGCAGUGGCUUGAAAAGUACAUCGCCAACAACCUUGACAGGAGGAACUUCUGGAUUGGUUUGCAAGACCGCCAUAAUGAGAAGGUUUUCAUGUGGAGUGACGGCACUGCUUUCACCAACGGGGACUACAGCAACUGGCUCAACCCCCCAAGGCGCCACAAACUGAGGGACUGUGUCGUCAUAAGUCGCGUUCGUCAAAAGUGGGUUCUGGUCAACUGCAAGAAGAAUCGGAACAGUUUCAUCUGUGAAAUGGUGAACCCCAUCAACUAAAUAAAGAACGUCAAACUCUGAAGGAGUGUGGCAACCGAAGAGACGAAUGAUAGAGAAUAUAAUAAAAGCUCCCUGAUAAUCAUCUACUUAAUAUCUAGUUAAUCAUGAUAAUCAUAUACUUAAGACAAAGAUAAUCACUUCCACUUUUCGAUUUGUAAGAUAACGUUACAUUGUCAGUUAAAACUUAUGGUACUGUAGGUAUGGGGCAAAUGGUGCACAAGCUGGACUUGUGAAAUGUGGCUCAGGACAAUUUUAAGUCUCUUUGUACUCUUUAUUGUCUGUUAUCAUUCGUAUACCAUUGUAACAUCAGAAUAGCGCAGUCACUGUCAAUUGAUGAAAAUCUAAAAGGAAGAACAUGGCAAGCAACAUCAUAUUUAGAAGUUCACUACUUUUCCUUUGGCAAGGCAUUUUGUUGAGAAGUAAACGUAGCAAAAAAAAGAAUGCACCUUCACAGCAUGAAUUAAUGUCAUAUGCUUCUAAACUGCAAUUCGCAAAAUCUUCAAAUUUCCAUUUCUUCAUUAUACCAUACAAUAGAAUUUAACCUUAAAUUUCAAAAGAAAAAGGAGUUGGAUUUAUCCCCGACUAUCGACUUUGCAUACUUGCAUAUCCUGGAGGAUAUUGAUUCGGGCUCAAUCUCUUCCGGAGUGUCGCAACGCAUACAAAUAGAAGCCCCUCGGCAAUACCCAAAGAGAAAGUCCUGGACCAGAUCCAGCCUCCAUUGCCAGAGUUGUAUAAAAUGUGAUGAACACCAAUGCCAAACAAUUUACCAUCGGAAUAUAGACGGUGAUAUUGUAUGGGGCGGCACACGCUGUUCGCAUUUAUGAGUCCUUCAUGUGCUAGAAUUUUGAACUGAAAGUUCCAUGACAUCGAAAGCUUAAUGGUAUGUUGCGUGUUGUAGAGACUAAGAUUGUCCUGAGUUAUGUUGGGAUGCUGGCCUUAGACCAUUUGAUACUUGUGAUUUUACCCUGAUAAAAUGAAAUAAUACAACCAGUGACGACCCAAAUUGGUGUAUGUACACUGGAAUGCGGCGAUGAUAAUGAUUAAGAUAAAUAAAAUGAUCAUAUUUGUCACUAAUCACCUGAAGCUAACGUUAAAGCCAAACCUUUGAUGAUCUAUCAACUUGACUUGGGAAUGAUACACAUUGAACACCAUCACAUACCUUUAUAGU
Molecule: messenger RNA, 1927 nt
Organism: Branchiostoma floridae (Florida lancelet)
Lineage: Eukaryota; Metazoa; Chordata; Leptocardii; Amphioxiformes; Branchiostomatidae
Product: secretory phospholipase A2 receptor-like
Exons: 6
Coding region: 1-759 (252 amino acids)
Source: RefSeq, a predicted model, not a curated record